Amoebophrya sp. A25 is the source of this 802-nucleotide messenger RNA. The record is from the annotation of a GenBank genome assembly. NCBI's taxonomy places the organism in Eukaryota, Dinophyceae, Syndiniales, Amoebophryaceae.
CUAAUAUCACUGAGCGUGAAAACUCCAUUCGGUGUUGGCGCGCACUGAGAGCCUGGGCGUGGAUGGCAGCACACGUCGCAACUUUACCAAGUCGAUUGGAUACCACUUCUACUGGUGAAUAUGUGGCGAGUGAAACCUGGAAUAUUUUUGAGGGGAUUUUCGACAAGAGCCUGUGGCAGGCGAAGGUUCUUUCGAGCCAUUAAUUUUGGUCGAUGGUUCUAGCAAAGUGUACUGCUCGAACUCAUGAGGGUCACCUUGCCGUCGCUGCUGCACAGCCGGAGAACGAGCCUUCGUAAGAUAUUUUCAACGCUCAAACUCAAAGCCCAUCGCGCCACUCAUGACAGAACUCUUGAAAGUGAAUCCAUUGCUGCUCAAGUCGUAUUUGAAUGAAAACUGCAGUGCACCAAGGAACAGGGAAGAGUACGCAGGCACUAAGCAAUGGAUGAGGACGACGGUCUUAGAUGUCGGACCGAAGGUGUUUUCCUGGGCAUCCGAGACCCUUCGGGCGGACGUCAAUUACAUCACUAGACUGAUUAAGGAACUGUGCGAACGAGAUGGCAGUCUUGGAGUUUGGGGCCCGUACGACAUGUGUAACUUUCGUGGAGACACUGUAGGAGUCGUCCUAGGAAGACAAACGGUUGCUGACAUCGUGGCCACGCUCGACAGUAAGCUCUGGCGAGACAAAGCAGCAGUCCUGCAGUUUGUCAGCCAGGAUCGCACAGGCACCGUUCUCGGCCAAGUAGGAUGGCACCUCCGACACGAUCCAGAAGUAUGUACUGCCGCUUCUCGCAGUUCGCCCGGG